AUGGCAAACACGAAUUUUGAUGUGGAUUCAUUCAAUUUUGGUCGCAUAAUCAGGUCGAACAUUCAGCCGAGGAAUGUCGUCAUACAACGAUCGACGGGGCUCGGCGCUCCACCCGGAGUCCUCAUUGAAAGAUCCUCCAGAUAUGCUAGUUCCGUGACCGCACCAAUACUCGGAGCUGCAGGGAUCGGUGUAAAUGAAAUAAAAUUCACCAGAGACAAAGAAAAAAAAGACAUGCAAGACUUAAACGAAAGAUUUGCAAGUUAUAUUGAAAAAGUGCGAUUUCUGGAAGCUCAAAAUCGCAAACUUGGUGAUGAGUUAGAACGACUAAAAUUAAAGUGGGGCAAAGAAACAAACAACAUCAAACUCAUGUACCAGACGGAACUUGACGAAGCCAAAAAAUUACUCGACGACUCCGACAGAGAGAGACAAAAACUUCAAGUUCGUGUGUCGGCGUUGGAAGAACAAAUUGAUAUUCUCAGACGCAAGUGA
This is a messenger RNA of Helobdella robusta, 489 nucleotides long. RefSeq lists its product as hypothetical. The transcript is spliced from 3 exons. Lineage: Eukaryota; Metazoa; Annelida; Clitellata; Rhynchobdellida; Glossiphoniidae. Bases 1 to 489 code for a protein of 162 amino acids. The record is from RefSeq and is a predicted model, not a curated record.